UAAUGUUUUCGAACAGCUGUUUGCUGUGAUUUUUCGGCUACAGCAUAGCCUCCCCAUGAUGCAAAGAAUUUCUUUCUAUCAUUCUUGUAGCCUCCCAAUAUGCACAAUACAACGUUAUCUUUGAAACAGCUUCCCAUCUUCGCACUGUGUCAGUAGGCGCCCAAACAUAAAAGCAUUCGGUCCAUUAAAUUGCCUUCAGAAAUUAAAUAUACACAAGUGAGCACGCACGCAGCAAGUGAUAGUAGUGAGCAGCGUUGUCGGAAAAUUGUGAAUAAUUUCAGUUCUUCGUUAUAAGUUUUUGUUUGGCUGUGAAACAAAUUCCAGAAUGGAUCCAAUGAAAGUUGAAGUGAAACGCAUUGAGGACCUCCUGAAGUUAGAUGGCUAUUUGAAGCCAUUCGAACGUGAAAUCCGACGCAGACAUGGCGUACUCAAGGAGUGGAUCGGUAAAAUCGAUCAACUUGAAGGCGGUAUGGACGCUUUUUCACAGGGCUACAAACACUACGGUCUACACUUUCAGCCAGAUAACUCGGUGAUUGCGCGUGAAUGGGCGCCCGGCGCGCAGCAAGUUUACCUCACUGGCGAUUUUAACAACUGGCAUUGGGAGGCGCAUCCCUAUAAAAAACUCGAUUUCGGCAAGUGGGAAUUGCAUUUGCCAGCCAAUGCCGAUGGCAGCGCACCCAUUAAGCAUCUUAGCGAAGUGAAGGUGAUCAUACGCAACCAGGCUGGCCACUUGUUGGAUCGCCUCUCACCCUGGGCCACAUACGUGCGCCAACCGCCCAAAGAGGCCAAUCAGGGCGUCAACUAUAAGCAGUAUGUGUGGAAUCCACCGCCAACGGAGCGCUACAUUUGCAAACAUCCACGACCCAAACGUCCCAAAUCGUUGCGCAUAUAUGAAUGUCAUGUGGGCAUAGCUUCGCAAGAGCCGCGCGUCGGUUCAUAUCAGAAUUUCGCUGAAAACAUAAUACCGCGCAUCAAGCGUCAAGGUUACAAUGCCAUACAAGUGAUGGCUAUCAUGGAGCAUGCGUACUACGCUAGCUUUGGCUACCAGGUGACCAGUUUCUAUGCCGCCUCAAGCCGUUAUGGCACGCCCGAGGAGCUGAAACGCAUGAUCGAUGUGGCGCAUGAACACGGCUUAUUUGUGCUGUUGGAUGUGGUGCAUUCACAUGCGAGCAAGAACGUGCAAGAUGGGCUAAAUCAAUUUGAUGGCACUAAUGCGUGCUACUUCCAUGAUGGUGCGCGCGGUGAGCAUGCAUUGUGGGAUAGUCGACUUUUCAAUUACGUGGAGUUUGAGGUGUUGCGCUUUUUGCUCUCCAAUUUGCGUUGGUGGCAUGAUGAGUACUUCUUCGAUGGCUAUCGUUUUGAUGGUGUAACUUCCAUGUUAUAUCAUUCGCGCGGCAUUGGCGAAGGUUUCAGCGGUGACUAUAAUGAAUAUUUUGGCCUAAAUGUUGAUACGGACGCGUUGAAUUAUUUGGGACUAGCCAACUAUAUGCUGCACACACAGAAUCCAGAAGUCAUCACCAUUGCAGAGGACGUCUCCGGUAUGCCCACUCUUUGCCGGCCGGUCGACGAAGGUGGCAUCGGUUUCGACUACCGUCUAGCCAUGGCCAUACCUGACAAAUGGAUCCAACUGCUGAAGUUGCACACAGAUGACACCUGGAAUAUUGGCGACAUUGUGCACACGCUGACAAAUCGUCGCUGGAUGGAGAGCGCUGUCGCCUAUGCUGAGUCGCACGAUCAGGCACUGGUGGGUGAUAAAACGAUCGCCUUCUGGCUAAUGGACAAGGAAAUGUACACGCACAUGUCCACACUCUCUGAGCCGUCGUUGAUCAUCGAUCGCGGUAUUGCGCUGCACAAAAUGAUACGCUUGAUAACGCAUGCACUUGGUGGUGAGGCGUAUCUCAAUUUUAUGGGGAAUGAGUUUGGCCAUCCUGAGUGGUUGGAUUUCCCACGUGUGGGCAAUAAUGAUUCCUAUCACUAUGCGCGUCGUCAAUGGAAUUUGGUCGAUGACCAGAUGUUAAAGUACAAAUUUUUGAACGAGUUCGAUCGUGCCAUGAAUGAGGCAGAAGAACGUUACGGUUGGCUGCAUUCGAAUCCGGCAUAUGUGAGCUGGAAGCAUGAGGGUGACAAGGUAAUUGCGUUUGAACGUGCUGGCUUAGUGUUUGUAUUCAAUUUCCAUCCGACGCAAAGUUUCACUGGCUACCGCGUCGGCACGAAUUGGGCUGGUACUUACCAAGCUGUGCUGAGCUCGGAUGAUGAAUUGUUUGGCGGUCAUAAUCGCAUCGACAAGAGUUGCAAGCAUUUUACGCGACCUGAAGGCUAUGCCGGACGGGAGAAUUUCUUUGAGGUUUAUACACCCUCCCGCACAGCUGUGGUUUACGCGCAUGUCAGCGACUAGAUGCUACUUGUGUAACGGCAUCCUAUAAGUUAUGCGCACAUAGUACUCAUAUUUUUGUAGUUGUAAUAAGUUUCAAUUUGUAUUAGGAAAAGUGGUAUCAUAAGCAAAAAAAAACAAAAUUGAAAAGUUUUCUAUUAAAGGUAGAGUUAAAAAAAACGA
Anastrepha ludens (Mexican fruit fly) is the source of this 2554-nucleotide messenger RNA. RefSeq names its product 1,4-alpha-glucan-branching enzyme (gene AGBE). Gene Ontology annotation, biological process: glycogen biosynthetic process. The record is from RefSeq and is a predicted model, not a curated record. The coding region runs from base 326 to 2395 and encodes 689 amino acids. NCBI's taxonomy places the organism in Eukaryota, Metazoa, Arthropoda, Insecta, Diptera, Tephritidae. Gene Ontology annotation, molecular function: 1,4-alpha-glucan branching enzyme activity; hydrolase activity, hydrolyzing O-glycosyl compounds; cation binding. The transcript has 6 exons. Gene Ontology annotation, cellular component: cytoplasm.